Messenger RNA from Aureobasidium musti, 3585 nucleotides. The record is from the annotation of a GenBank genome assembly. Lineage: Eukaryota; Fungi; Ascomycota; Dothideomycetes; Dothideales; Saccotheciaceae.
UCCGACUCUACAACCAUGGCGGAUGCUCAACAACAGCAUGCCCCUGGUGGCCACUAUUCAGGGACGAACAAAAUCCCUACCAUCAACCAGUUCAUCGAGAAACUAGAUCGCGACAAGGCAACCCGCGAUAAGCAGAUCGACGAACAGAGAAAGGCGCAAGCUGCUCAGAAGAAUGGCGAUGCAGUCCCUCACCAACAAUCUACUGGCCUGCACGCGAAGGAGAAUCAGCAAAAAGUCACAGACCCAACCACUGGCAAGGAGGUCGUCAUCGAAGAUGUCAACAAGGAGAUGGUAGACGCGGCUAAGAACCCCGUGCCUAUCAAGAGCGAUCCAUCGCAGUCAAUGGCUGACUACAAACAUGCCCAAGAUGUAACCGCCCCUCCGGACCCCGUCGCUGAAGGUAGUACCUCAGACGUCCCCAUCCAUGGCGAGAAGACCAACAUUCUGUUCCACCCUACACCCUCUGUCAGUUACGAGCCUUUCUUCGCUGCCAUGGAGAAGAGAGCCACUGGUUUAUGCAUUGGUGUUUUCCUGGGCAUUGUCUUUGUUGGAAACAUUUUCGGUGGCCGUCUCCUGGGCCUCGUUCCUCUAGCCAUGUGUGUGGCUUCUGGUGUCUUCCUCUGGGCCAAGGAGGUCAUCCGCAGUGGCAGAGAAGUCGAGUGGGACAGUGAGAAGAUCAGAGGCAGAACGUCGGUCGAAUGGAUGAACACUUUACUUGGAGUCGUUUGGGGCCUUGUCAAUCCGGAUAUGUUCCAGAGCGUCGCCGAUACCCUCGAGGAUGUCAUGCAAGCGUCCGUUCCUGGUAUUAUCGAGAACGUCCGCGUGGCAGAGAUCAACCAAGGCAGCAACCCUAUCCGCAUCCUCAGUCUUCGCGCUCUCCCUGAUGAGCACAUGAAAGAGAUGAAGCAGGCGAUUCAUGAGGAAAACAAGAAGACCAAGGAUCCUCAGGAGGCCGCUGCUGAUGAGGAGGGUGGUGACUACUACAACCUCGAAGUCUCUUUCGCGUACCAUGCUGCUCCCUCUGGCAAGAGAGCCUCGGACAGAGCAAGAAACAUGCACAUGCAACUGGUUUUCUACCUUGGUAUCAAGGGUCUGUUUGGUGUUCCUCUCCCCAUCUUUGUUGAGCUGCAAGAGCUGGUUGGCACUGUCAGAUUGCGCAUGGCUAUGACUCCCGAACCUCCUUUCCUCAAGACACUGACUUUCACACUUAUGGGCGUGCCUCACGUACAAGCAGGAUGUAUUCCCAUGGUCGAGAAGGGUGUCAACAUUCUCAACCUUCCUCUCAUCUCCAACUUUGUCAACUACGCGAUCGGUGCGGCCGCUAGCAUGUACGUCGCUCCUAAGUCUAUGUCUCUUGACAUGAGAGCUAUGCUUCAGGGUGACGACAUUACCAAGGACGUCCAAGCUCUUGGUGUCAUGUGGAUCCGCAUUCAUCGUGCUGUUGGUCUCAGCAAGCAGGACAAGCGUGGGAGCAAGUACGGUGGUAGUGAUCCGUACAUCACUCUUACCUUCUCCAAGUAUGGAAAGCCUAUGUACUGCACACGUGUCAUCACCGACGACUUGAACCCUAUUUGGGAAGAAACUGCUGCUGUCGAGCUUUGGGACUCUGAUCGCCACACCGCUGAUGAUAUCGUCGGCAAAGUCGAGCUGUCCAUGCAGAAGAUGAUUCAGCACCCUGGCAAGAUGUACCCUCAAGUCUCCAAGCUUGCUGGUAUGGAUUCUGACAGCGAGAUGCCCGGAGAGCUACACUGGGAGGUGGGCUUCUUCGGAAAGCCUCAGUUCAGACCCGCUCUGCGUACUGAUGGCAAGAACCAUGCUCUUCCUGAGAACCUUCGCGACAAGCCCGAACUCCAGGACGAGAAGGGUGUGGCUAACACUGAUACUGACGACGCUGUUCAGCACACACCUCCAGACCCCCUCUGGCCCAGUGGUAUUUGCAGUAUCGUUGUCCACCAGAUUGUCAACCUCGAACUUGAAAACAUCAAGGGCACGCAAGGCAGUCGCAAGGGCAGAGAAUACGAGCCUGCCAAGCCCAGCGGCGAAGGCACUGACGAAGAGGGUGAUCAGCUACCUACCAGUUACUGUACCAUUCUCUACAACGAUGAACUGGUCUACAGAACUCGUGCCAAGGCAGUCAGCAGUCAACCUAUCUUCAAUGCCGGUACUGAGCGCUUCAUUCGCGACUGGAGAUCAGCUGUCAUUACCGUCACAGUGCGUGAUUCUCGCAACCGUGAGCACGACCCCAUCCUUGGUGUUGUGCCUCUCAAGUUGUCCGAUGUCAUGGAGACAAGUUCGCAAGUCACCAGAUGGUACCCCCUCGAUGGUGGUGUUGGUUUCGGUCGCAUUCGUAUCUCGCUUCUGUUCCGCAGCAUCGAAACUCGUCUCCCUCCCAACAUGCUCGGCUGGGAUGUUGGUACCUUCCAAUUCCUUUCCGAGAGAAUUAUUGCAACUGGCUACACUCACCACGCCAAGCUCAAGAUGCGUACUGGUGGUUCUGUCGGCAAACUACCUCGCACACAAUGUCACAAGACUGACAACGGUCUCGAAUGGGAAGUGCAACACAACGAGAAAAGAGACCCUAUUCGUCUCCCAGUCAAAUAUCGCUACCGCAGUCCUAUCGUCUUUGAGUUCCACUUGUCUGGCAAGCGCAAGGCGGAUGCUCAUGCUGUUCUCUGGCUGCAACAUCUGGUUGACAACGAGUCUACCGAGAUUGAUAUUCCUAUUUGGCGUACAUCGGCUCCAGCAAGAUUGACCCAGAACUACAUCACCGAAGACAAUGUCAACAAGGCCAUGCCUGGACUGGAUGAUCUCGAGGAGGUUGGUCGUCUCAAGUUCACUGGUCGCUUCAAGGCUGGCAUGGACGAGAGUCACGAACACUUUGUUGCUGAUAAUGAGUCCCGCGAAACCUACGAAACUUGGGAGGCAUGUCUUGCUGAGGGUGUUCGCACAAGAUUAGUCGAGAAGGAGAUGCCCGAUCGUGUGCAAGCCCUACAUGAGAAGUCCCUCACGGAAGGCCGCGACAUUCUCAAGGAGGAAGAGCCAGAUGAGAAGCAAAAGUGGCUGAGCAAGCAAGGCACUGAUUGGAGUGGAGCAUUUGGUGAAGAUCCCAAGGCCUACAUGGACUCGCAAGGCAACAAGCGUCGCGAGCCUGGCGCUGAACCUCCUCUUCACGACCCUCACAACCCUAGUUCCGACGACGACAGCAGUUCCGACGACGACUCAUCCAACGACCUCGGUAUCCUGGACGCGGGCAAUGCACAAAACCAAGGCGGCAACCCUGGCGAAAGAGCAGGCAGAAAGUCAUACGCCACUGACACAACCGGCGGUAGAAGUUCCUACGACUCCUACGCAGGCACCAACUCCACAUUCUCAGACCCUAACACCGGUGGCAGCCCCAGGAGCGUCAACACGCAAAACAAGCGUACUGAAGAGCGCAAGCAGCGUGGACUGAUGCAAUGGAAGCCAGCUCGCAACCUGAAGUUCGCCAAAGAUGAAGGCAAGAUCGGUAUCAGAAAACUCAAGAACAAGUUGACUGGUGGUCUCAAUGGUAGACAACCUGGUGUUGAGACUGAGACUGGAAACUAG